UAUUGGACAUUCCCACGCCCCUGACAGCUAUCUUCAGCUUCAACUCCAAGUAUUCGAUCGAGACUAGCUGCUUGAACGCAUCUUCGUACACCAACCUCUUUAAAGCGAGGUACAAUCUCAAUUGCUAUAAGUAUCAUUGGUGCUCGGGGUACUCGGUCUUUGCGACGGUCUGGCCUUUGAAGCGCCUGUAACUUCGGGUUUAGACUUGAAACACCGUCACCUUGUCUACAUCAGCAAGGCUUUUAGACGUAUACUCAUGCUCCUCUUCAGAACAUCUCAAUAGUUUUCUAUCGUUGUCUUGCUCUGAUCUUUUCCGUCCAUCUCAUCUUGCUACGUUAACAAUUAGUAACCCGUGGUCCUUUUGACAGAUCCUCAACGCGUCAUUCACGCUUAACGACCUCUAUUCCCACAGGAGCCAUCUCCCUACCUACCAUGUCUUUCCUCAACUCCACCGCCACUCUUCAACACCGCACCCCCAUUCCCCCAACUGCCACGCUCUCCCAAUGCCUCACACUCCUUCAUAACCACGACUUCUGCAUCCGCCUCGACCCCGAACUAGCCCACUACGAAGAAGUCGCCCCACACACUAUCUCCCCUUCCCCCAACACCAAGAUCUACAAAAUCACCGAUCACAUGCACACACUACCACGAGGGCUCUGGGACACCACCGUAUCCUUCACGGCCGAAAUGACAGACAUAGAAAAUGGGUUGGAGUGGGUGAUCAAAGCACCGCUGGGGCUGGUGCAGACCAGCUUUUGGAGGGUCGUGCCGGCCGAGGAGCGGGAUAAGGUCGAGGAACCGGCGACGGAGCUGGUGAUUGUGGAGGAUGUGGAGAUCAAGGCGUCGAGGUUAUUGGUGGGGACGGUGAAAGGGAAGUGUGAGAGUAAUUAUAGGGGGAUACAUGCAAAAUUUUUGGAGCAUUUGAAGGCGUUGGGGGAUCCUUCCGCGCGAUCAAACUAUCAGCCUCCACGCACUAUACCUGCUAAGCAUCAUGUAUUCCCUUACGAAUGUCAUGCUAAUAGCAAUGAUGACUCUCAGGUGAGUUCGCGGCGCUACCUCGUGCGCCUCUCAACGCUGAGUAUAGUCCUCAAAAGCUCCCUCCCUCUCGCACUGCCAGCUCCACCUGGGUAUCCCUACCCAAGCUCGUCAGCAAAGCCACUCACUACGAUCACGAUCUCCAACUCGGGUGUCCUGGUCUGGACACCUUCGAAAACGGUGGAGUCCCUUUCAUCAACGACGAGUAGCAAGUUCUCAGUCAAGCCAUCAUCAUCGUCUUACUGGCCAACGACCCCCAAGACAUCUUCUUCUCCAACGCCAACGCCGAGUUCGAGCCCGACGCUAAGCAGCUAUAAUUGGGCGAAGACGUCUUCUACGCCAGUUAUUACGACGACGUCGAAGCCGACAUCUACACCGACACAACCCCCAACGAAUAACUGCAUCUCUUCGUUGGGGAUACAGUUCUGCUUUACCGCGCGAAGCACCUCGGGUGGGAGCUUUGUGAGCUAG
Messenger RNA from Mytilinidion resinicola, 1506 nucleotides. RefSeq lists its product as uncharacterized. The transcript has 3 exons. Lineage: Eukaryota; Fungi; Ascomycota; Dothideomycetes; Mytilinidiales; Mytilinidiaceae. The record is from RefSeq and is a predicted model, not a curated record. Bases 433 to 1506 code for a protein of 357 amino acids.